Molecule: messenger RNA, 1255 nt
Organism: Amblyraja radiata (thorny skate)
Lineage: Eukaryota; Metazoa; Chordata; Chondrichthyes; Rajiformes; Rajidae
Product: testisin-like
Exons: 6
Coding region: 73-993 (306 amino acids)
Biological process (GO): proteolysis
Molecular function (GO): serine-type endopeptidase activity
Source: RefSeq, a predicted model, not a curated record
UUCACUGUUGUUGCCAGUAGAGGUUGACAUCGGAUUCACUCCAGUGGCUGCUCGUUUGUUCUCGCUGUGAAAAUGACCAGCGUGAAUGUGGAAGCGGCGAAGACCGAGGAGGUCAGGACUCUGAUACCGACGACCAGAGUUUUAAAGAUAUUAGCAAUAAUUUCAGUCUUGCUGUUCGUUUUAAUAGCCACAGGGCUGGUCGCUUAUGUGUUGGUCGUUUACCUCCCUCACAAGUGCACAGACAGUGAAGCUUGCAGAAGAUCUGAAUAUACAGCCUGUGGAUGUGGUCAACGGAAAACCCGAUCUGACAGGAUUGUCGGUGGAUCAAGCACGUAUGAUGGCGAGUGGCCAUUUAUAGUCAGUUUGCAGCUCAAUGGUCAGCACAGCUGUGCAGCAACACUCAUCUCCUGUCGAUGGAUUUUAUCAGCUGCCCAUUGCUUCAGAAAAGGGCACCCAAAAAAUUGGAUUGCUGUGUUUGGAGUCAAAUCCUUGGAUCAGGGAACAAACCAAAUCCAGAUACGAAGAAUUAAAACAAUAAGCUUACAUCCUCUUGUAUCAACUGCCUCUAAUUACGAUGUUGCCCUACUGGAAUUGUCCGAGCCAGUUGAAUACACAGACUUUGUCCAACCAGCUUGUCUACCUGCAGCCACGACUUCCAUUUCUGAUCAAACAUGUACAACAAUUGGAUGGGGCCAAACAAGUGAAAAUGGUGGAUCUUUCAGUAAUGAGCUUUUGAAGACUGAAGUGAAGGUUUACAACAACACCCAGUGCCGAGAGGCGAUGCCCAGGAUUUGUGCAGGGAUACCUGAAGGAGGCAGAGAUGCAUGUAAGGGUGAUUCUGGAGGACCAUUGCUGUGCCAAGAUAUGGAUUCUCGUGCUUGGAUAGUUGCAGGAGUUGUUUCCGAGGGAGUAGGCUGUGGAAGACCUGACCAUCCAGGUCUAUAUACAGAGACAGCAGCUGUUCACAAAUGGAUACAGGAUGUAAUACAAUAACGAGUGCUGCUGGCAGCCUAACUUGUGACAAUCAUUGUCUUUGACUGUUGCUGAUGACUGGGGUAGCACUCGGCUACAGCACUGUUGUGAACUGCUUCAUGCUACAUUGGAGUUUGAAUGUAAAACGUCUUGCUUUGUAAAAGCUUUAUCAUGGUCUUAGACCAGAUUGUAAAGAAUCUCACAUUGAGAAACUGGAUUUUAAACUGUUCAGCUUUGUAUUCAACCAGUUAUAGCAUAGUACUGUUGUAUUCUCGCUGUAUUU